UUGCGUGCGAUGCCCGUUGCGCUCUCAGAUACUUUUUGCCAGUUGAGCCGAGUACGUGAACGUGUCUGGACGUUGUUUUUAUGGGCAAGCGUUGUGGAGAGCCAGCGAAAUUGAAACCAAAACCGAAACCGAAACACAAAACCGUUACCGAAUUCACAACCAAAAACAAAACGAAAAAACUCAAAACUGCAACCGUUAGCCGUUAACUAAUACAAUUUGCAUUUAAUAGUUGUGCGUUUAGUGAGUGCAACGCGCGCGUGCAAAAAUUCUGCUCCAGUUCGCCCUCCCCCUCGCACACACACACACACACACACACACAUACGCUCAGGCCUCUCUGCCCGCUGCAGCCGCUGCUGUGCCUAGUGAUGAGCGUUAACCCGUUCGCUUUGCGGCGUGCGUGCGUCUUGUUAUUGUUGUUCUUUUUUUAGGCAAUUGCCGAAAAUAACCGUUUUGCCAUUCAUCAGCACAAAACAAAAACAAAAACAAAAUCGAGCAAAUAUUCGCGUGUUACUUUUGUGCGACGUUUCUUAAUUUACUGCAAAGUGCUUUGCCGCAAUUUUUCCAAGCAUUAUAGACAGACCGAAUUGUGUGUGGAUUAGUCGUCGAGUGGAUACACAUGUUGCUGAGCAUCAAGAAUUUUAUGGCAAUGCCUGCUUACACGCGACAGCUUGCUCCCACAAACUAAUGCCAAUUCAUUCAUUUAAUUGUGCAUUUUUUGGCUAAACGAGACGGCAGACAGAGCGCCACGAAUGUCGGACGCCAAAUACGAAAGCCAUUGGCAAACUUGGCUAAAACGUAUUUAACCCAAAAUAAAAGUGAGUGCAAGGGAGACCAAACGAGAGAGAGAGAGGGAGAGAGGCAGCUGCAUCUAUUGGACAGACAGUCAACGUCUGGUCACAGCAAAGGCAACUAACCAACAAACCAAACCAAACCACGCCACAGACCAGGCGCACACCGAGGGAGUAAAGCUCCAAAGGGGGCGCAGACAGAGAGACAGCCAGAGAGAGAGAGAUAGAUAGAGAGGAGCAGGCAGAAGGAAGAACAGGCACAUAAUGAGCAGACGAGGGUCGUCGGCAACGGCUAUGGCAAUUACCAUGUCGCCGUCAACAACGUGGCUGCUGGUGCUUGGGCCGCUGCUGCUGCUGGUGCUGCUCGUGCCGACAAAUGGCCUGGCAAAUUGUCCAAAUGGCUGUGAAUGCGAUGACGAAACUCUGAAAGUCAACUGCGGUGUGGGCACGCUCGAUGUGCUGCCCAUCGCACUGAACCCGUCCAUACAGCGGCUGGUCAUUAAGAACAACAAGCUGAAGACCAUCGACUCAUCGAUGCAGUUCUAUUCGCAGCUGACGUUCCUUGAUUUGUCCUACAAUGACAUGGUCACGAUACCAGAGCGCUCGUUCGCGUACCAUGCCAAGCUCCAGGAGCUGCAUCUCAAUCACAAUAAGAUCGGGCAAGUGAGCAACAAAACCUUCACUGGGCUAACCACCAUCACAGUGCUCAAUCUGCGCGGCAAUUUGAUUGCCGAGCUGGAGUAUCGCACCUUUUCGCCCAUGGUGAAGCUGGUGGAGCUGAAUCUCGGCCAGAAUCGCAUCAGUCACAUCGAUCCGCACGCCUUCGACGGGCUGAUCAACUUGAGCAUGUUGUACCUGGACGAUAAUACGCUCACCACGGUGCCAUCGCAGCUCACAUUCCAGGCCCUGCCCGGCCUGGCGGAGCUCUACUUGGGCACCAAUUCGUUCAUGACCAUUCCGGGCGGCGCCUUCCAGGAUCUGUCGGCGCUGACGCGUCUGGACUUGCGUGGCGCUGGACUGCAUAAUAUAUCGGCCGAUGCUCUGAAGGGUCUGGAGGGCAUACGUUAUCUGGAUCUCUCCGACAAUCGGCUGCAGGCAGUGCCCUCGGCCGCGCUGCAGCAUCUGGGCCGGCUCGAGCAGCUGUCGCUGGGUCAGAACGACUUCGAGGUCAUCGCAACGGGCGCUUUUGUCGGUCUGCGUGAGCUGCGCCGCCUGGAGAUCACGGGCGCUCAUCGUCUGCGCCGUGUGGAGAGCGGCGCCUUUGCGGACAACACGAACCUGGAGCACUUGAAUCUGUCGGCCAAUAAGCAGCUCAACGAGCUGUUGGCCAACACCGUGGGCGGCUUUCCACACCUGAGCACCGUCAUCCUGAAGGAGAAUCAGCUGAGCACGUUGUCGGAGAGCCUGUUUCCAUGGUCGGACUUGCAGACCCUGGAUCUCUCCGAGAAUCCCUUUGUGUGUGACUGCCAGCUGAUGUGGCUGCGCAAUCUGCUAAUCAGCCGGAACGGAAGCAGCCAAUACGCCCCCGUCAUCUGCGCCUAUCCGGCCAAUCUGCACGAGCUGCCGUUGACGCAGCUGGCCGAGCCGCUCUUGGGCUGCACCCACGGCGGUGGCAACAAGCAGGCCAUCAUCGGCAUCAUGGUCGUCGGCUGUGCAGCGCUGAUCACCACGCUGGCGCUGGUGAUCUACACGUGUCGUCGUCGCAUACGCGAAAUGCUCAAGGGCCACUCGGCGCUGGGGCGCAAGGAGCGCGAGUAUCAGAAGACCUUUUCGGAUGAGGAGUAUAUGACACGGCCGCCGCCCGGCUGUGGCGGUGUGCAUCCGGCGUCGGGCUAUCCCUGUCCCAGCAGCUACAAUUCGUCGCAGUAUCUGGGCAGCCGGCCGAUACCCGUCACCGAGCUAUAGCUAGAAGCUCCGCCCCCACCUCAGCUGCGGGGUCGGGGCGGUGCCCCCGCCAGUCACAACGGUCCCUCGCCCUUGACAAACUCAGGAACAGCGCUACAGCAGCUGCAAGUGCCCAGCGCCGUCGAUGCAUCCCAUGCGCCAUUUGCCCAACUCAGCCACAUUCACUACAUGACCAACAAUCCACAGACAGGAACAGGAGCCGGAGCAGGAACUGGAACAGGAACAGGAACAGCAACAGGACCAACAACGGCAGCAGCAACAACUACACCGCGCUCACAUCAUUCGCAGCAGGACAUGCGAUUGCUGGCGAAUUGUGGCGGCGUCGGUGGGGGCAAGGCACUCGGCCUAAAUGCCUCGCUGCCACGUCACAUGGCUGCGCGGCAGUGCGGCGUACAGGAGAGCACCCUGUCGCACUAUAGCCAACCGCUUGCCAAUGGCCAUGCCGGCAUUCGGCUAACCCAGGAUCAUUUCAAUCACAAUGGCGCUGUGUAUGCCAAGCCCUGCGAUGCCAUGGCCGAUGCUGGCUAUAUACACAACAAUUCGCAUUAUUCGCUGCCGCUGGACCAUGAUAUGCCGCCGAGUCCGACGCCCACACCGCCGCCGCCGGCGUUGCCGUUGCGCAACGGCAUGGGCAUGGCUUUGGUGCAUGGCAAUACGACCGGCAGGCGUUCCUUCAAUGCCAACAACAACAAUGUGGCAACGCUGUCAAACAAUAACCCAGUGCUGGUCAACGGCAACAGCAACAGCAACAACAAUGGGAGCCUCCGCCGAUAUCACUGAUACACGCUCAAGUCGUGCGGCACCUUGGGCCGCACCAAGCCGCAGCAGCCCAAC
Drosophila navojoa is the source of this 3527-nucleotide messenger RNA. RefSeq names its product capricious (gene caps). The record is from RefSeq and is a predicted model, not a curated record. Gene Ontology annotation, cellular component: plasma membrane. Lineage: Eukaryota; Metazoa; Arthropoda; Insecta; Diptera; Drosophilidae. Gene Ontology annotation, molecular function: protein binding.